Diachasma alloeum is the source of this 3193-nucleotide messenger RNA. It is a transcript of the gene oxt, whose product is annotated as xylosyltransferase oxt. The transcript is spliced from 7 exons. Lineage: Eukaryota; Metazoa; Arthropoda; Insecta; Hymenoptera; Braconidae. Gene Ontology annotation, cellular component: membrane. Gene Ontology annotation, biological process: chondroitin sulfate proteoglycan biosynthetic process; heparan sulfate proteoglycan biosynthetic process. Gene Ontology annotation, molecular function: protein xylosyltransferase activity. The record is from RefSeq and is a predicted model, not a curated record. Bases 1 to 2775 code for a protein of 924 amino acids.
AUGGCGGCAGGAAAGAAUCACAUUGAAGGCCGGUCCUCCACUUGUCUCCGAAAAUACCGUAUAUUUGUUAUUUUUGUUGGAACAAUACUCUGUGUGCAAGUGUACCUAGCAUACUCAUUCCUCAGACUGGAGAAUCAGACCGGAGAGUCAUCGCCAGGAUCCUCCAGAGAGAUCGACACAGGAAAAUCGGAGAAGAAUGAGGGACUGCCAAAGGGCUCGCGCCAGCUCAAACUCCCACCAGACAAGACCAUUAACACGCUUAAAUCGUCAUCGCAGAUUCAUUCCAAUCGCACAAUUGUUAAAUUGGAUCGUGAAUCGCUCAACUUCAUGCCAAUUUGUGAUGUCAAUGGACGGGAGGCGAUCAGUGCUGUCAGCAGGGCCCAUUCGCAAUUAUGUAAAGAGACUAUUGUGAAUGUUACUUGCAUGAGCCAAAUGGGAAUGCUGUAUCCGGAACGACUGCACUCGUUCUGCCCGCACUCAACGGGCUUCAGUGACAUGCCUGUCAACCUGGGGUGCUUCAAGGAUGACAAGACCCAGAGACUUCUCUCCGGGUUUUAUACCAUUCUGAAGGGGGCGAAUUCUGCUCAACAGUGCGCAUUCUUGUGCCUCCAGUCUGGGUAUCCUUAUGCUGGCACUGAAUACUCAAUAGAAUGUUUCUGCGGGAUUGAGGAGCCUCUCCAAACAAAAAGAUUGCCAGACUCCAGUUGCAACAUGAAAUGCCCCGGGGACCUCAAACAAUCCUGUGGAGGAUAUUUAACGAUCAACGUCUUCAAAACAGGAAUAAAGAAAUUCAAAGCUCAAGAGGCGCGAAACAGUAGCGUGAAGACUGCCCAGGAGAAACCGAUAAGGAUAGCUUUCCUGCUGACGGUUAAUGGUCGAGCCAGUAGACAAGUUAAAAGACUGAUUAAUAUUCUUUACGAUCCUUCCCAUUUUUAUUACAUCCAUGUUGAUGCGAGACAAGACUACAUGUACCGAGAGAUGUUGGAAGUCGAGAAAAAAUGUUCCCUGAAGAACAUAAAAGUAGCAAAAGGUGGUUUGCGUCACGCCAGCAUCUGGGGUGGAGCCAGCCUACUAACGACCCUCCUGACAUCAGCCCGCCAAAUGCUGCAACACUCGAAAGACUGGGACUUCCUCGUGAACCUCUCCGAGUCUGACUUUCCCGUGAAGAGCAACGCCCAGUUGGUCGACUUCCUCACCCUGAACAAGGGCCUCAACUUCGUCAAGUCCCACGGUCGUGAGGUCCAGCGUUUUAUAACGAAACAGGGUUUAGACAAGACCUUCGUGGAGUGCGAGGCCCGGAUGUGGCGCCUGGGCGACCGACAGCUGCCCAAAGGCAUCCAAAUCGAUGGAGGAAGUGACUGGAUGGCCCUCAGCCGAGAUUUCGUGCAGUAUGUGACGCAGGAAAACCCAGACUCCCUCAUCAGUGGUCUUCUCCAGGUGUUCAGGUACACUCUCCUCCCAGCCGAAUCAUUCUUCCACACCGCCCUGCGAAACUCGAUCUUCUGCGACACCUACGUCGACAACAACCUCCACGUGACCAACUGGAAGCGCAAAUUGGGCUGCAAAUGCCAGUACAAAGCUGUCGUCGACUGGUGUGGCUGCAGUCCCAACGAUUUCAAACUCGAGGACUUCAACAAAAUCAGAAAUACCGCUGAGAAGAACCUGUUCUUUGCCAGGAAGUUCGAACCAGUCAUCGAUCAGAGGAUAAUCGACAAGAUUGAGGAGUGGUUGUACCCUGAGAAAUACAACAACUCAGUGGUGAAGGGGUUCGACAGAUACUGGCAGAGUCUCUAUCACCAUGCUGACCUGACUCCACAAUUCGACGACACACUCCUCACGAUCUCGAAUUCGCUGACUAGAAUAAUCUAUUCCAAAUAUGGCUUGACAUCGAGUCACAUUCAACUGCUGGAGACGAGCGCCUACUUCGAGGGGAACGACUUCCGGGGGAUUUUGGUGCAUGCUGAGGUGGACAUCAAGGCCUUCGAGUCUUCGACCUUCCAGAAUGACUUCCCGGAGAGACUCGAAGCGUUCGUGAUCCCGAGACGUGAGUUCACUGCAAGUAAAACUUGGUCUGCGAGGAUUAGACACCUGGAAGUCAACACGGAUUACGAUCAGAAGGAGCAGAUGUUCAGGAACUUCUUGGGGGGCAUCGGGCCCUUGUCGAGUCCUGUUUUGUCUUAUGAGUUUGACGCGUCCCUGGUGACGCCGAGGAAUCUCAGUGUUCUGUGGAUAGAUCCAAGAGGGAAUUUCGUGGACGUCAAUCAUCUUCAGUUGGAGGAGAUGUCGUUGAUGGGUUCGUUGAAGCCACAACUGGAGGAGCCACUGGCCAUUGGGGAGUGGCAGGUCGUGAUGAUAGCUGAUACUGUGGUGGUCAGUCACCUGAGCUUUCUGGUGAGUCCUCUGGGCUAUUGGAAGAACAGGAGGAUUACCGUGAGGAAGGUCAGGGAGCUGCAUAAUGGACCUGGUGGGAAACAUCGAGAGCCCCCUGAGGUUGAUAAGAAGUGGCUGCCUCUCCUGCAAGACGCAAACAUAAAUUUUCGUAGGGAUAAGGAUCACAAUCAUGACAACUUCACGGAGAAUCGGGUCGGCUCGGAAUUGAAUGCCUGGAUUGACGAGUUGACUUCGGAGUUCUAUAGGAUUGAACGCAUAUGCGUCAGUGAUGAUUCGAGGACUCCGGUGAGGACCAGUAAGAAUGUUAGAAAAUGCUCACAGAGCGAUUGGAGCUCACUGAGUCCAGAUCCUAAGGCUGAUACUCACAAUUUGUGUGGAACGUAGAACAAAAAUCAUUGUAUUAUAAUCAUUCAUUGGAACAAUCGAGGGGUGAAGUGGUGGGAGGAGAUGAAUCAUUUUGCUUUGAAGAUGACGGAAUCAUUAUUAGAUUUUUUUUAUAGAACGAAAUGGUGUUUUUUAUUUUGCUUCACUUCUUGUAUCUCAGGUGUGGAAAAAUUCUAUUAUUCUGUUGGAUAAUUUUUUUUUCUUGGGGAAGGCCCAGGGCUGACUACUUUGGUCUCAAUUCCGUUGAUUCAUUUUGUUCCACCAGUUCACGACUGAUCUUAUCACUCGUGGAACAUGAAAUACCUAGCGCCUUUGUAUAAAAACAUCUUCGCAUAUUUUUAUAACUGAACAUUAUUACGAUUGUAUAUACUGUAUUUGUAUCGAACAAUAUAACUACCUGUAUAAAAUUUUUACAUCA